GUUGCAGUGUUGCGCAAGAAAAUAGCAUCAAGUAAGGAACGAGCCCAAGGUUUAGUAAAUAUGAUUGACAAACGCAUCCAUUACCUCUGUAAGUUAUGGGAUGAAUACUUGGCUAAAAAGGACGACAACGAGAUUGUUGAGCUGGCAAGGAUAGCGGUCAAUGACCCAGUCAAAAUUGGUCUAAACGAAGCAGAGGAUGCAAACUUCUUCGAGCGAGCUAAUUCAUUAAAGGAUAAGAUUGCCGAACUGAUGCUGCUCGAUGAACAAGCAGCUGAAGCACAUAAGAGGGCAGCAGAAGACAACAGGACUUUGACUGUUGCUGCUAAAAGGGUGAACUUACCUAUAUUUUAUCCCUUAACUAAUCUCAAUAAGUCCAUAUUCUAG
This is a messenger RNA of Strongylus vulgaris, 384 nucleotides long. Lineage: Eukaryota; Metazoa; Nematoda; Chromadorea; Rhabditida; Strongylidae. The record is from the annotation of a GenBank genome assembly.